AUGUAUCAAAACGCUCAAUAUGGAGAUGGUUUUGAUUUUCAAGAUUACCCAGAACAGCAACAACCACAAAAUACUGAAGAAGAAGGAUCUCAGCAGCCCCCUGCUUCAGGAAGCGUUUUAAGUCAAGAAGAUUUUGAUUCACUUAUCAAAACAGUUCAGCUUCUUCGAAUUUCUCAACUCAGAUAUAUCGUUCAAAAAUUCGCAAUUCCUGCAAGUGGAAAUAAGACGAAAUUGUUAGGACUCGUUAUUCAAAUUUUCCAUAAUUUACGUUACGAUCCUGUUCUUGUACAAAUAUAUCAAGAAAUCAACAACCUUCUAGCUCAGCAAGAUGCACCUUUCUCGUCGCCAUCUCUGACAUCAAGCUCGAUUGAACUUUCUCAGCCUAAUCCCGAAUAUAUCCCAUCAUUUAACCUAUGCAUUAUUAUUAAUUUUGAAGCUUCUGUCUUCGGUCCUCUUCUCGCCAAACCAGGAAGGAGCGCAAAUAAGUUCAGAUUCACUACUCCUCCUGCUGUUCGUCCAACAAUUGUCACAUUUUUAUUUUACAAUGGCAACCCUCAACCUUUUUCAAUUCAGUUUGAGCUUAAUGGUAUUCCGUUUGAAAUUUCCAAAGACGAUUCGCAGCCAGCCCCAAUUGAUGUUACAGCAGUCCUAUCACAACCUGGUAUAGAGAAUGUCUUGGAUAUUAAAGCUGUUAAUUGUGCAGUUCCGAUUAUGAUUCAAUUAUUCCAAUACGAAUACGUAGGGCUUCGCGCUUGUAUACAUCAAAUCUGCGGAAAUAUCGAUAUAUCCAAAGAGCAACCAAUGGUUAAAACAAAUACUUGCGCCCAUCAUAACGGUUUUUCACUGGUACAAUAUCUCUCAUCUGCAUUAUCUACAGGUCAUUGGUUUUGCCCUGUAUGCGGUGCUGAUGCUUCUCUUCAAAAUCUGAUCGUUCUUCAAUCAGUUCCAGUACCAAAUUCUCCUCCCCAACAGCAAGCAUCGCAGCAACUUACUCCUCCUCAACAGCAGCCGGUACAACAGGCAAAUCAGCAACAAGCUCCAGUUCAACCUCAAAUGCAACAAGUUAUGAUGUCCCCCCAGCCUCCUGCUAUACCUUCUGAAAGCAUUUUCGGAAUUCAAACAGGGGAUUUCUUCCAGGCUAGCCUCAUUGAUCAAAUGGAUUGGGAUUCAUUUUAA
Trichomonas vaginalis G3 is the source of this 1176-nucleotide messenger RNA. Its product is annotated as zinc finger, RING/FYVE/PHD-type domain-containing protein. Lineage: Eukaryota; Parabasalia; Trichomonadida; Trichomonadidae. The transcript has a single exon. Bases 1 to 1176 code for a protein of 391 amino acids. The record is from RefSeq and is a predicted model, not a curated record.